AUGGCUAUUCCAUUAAAGAGUCUCUGGAAAAUGAAAGUGCUUCAUGCUGUUAAGAUCUUUAUGUGGAGGGCUUCUAUAAAUGCACUACCAACUAAAGCUAACCUAUUCAAACGGAAAAUCAUGAAAGAGCUCCUAUGCCCGCUUUGUGGCUUCGUGGCUGAGACUACUGGACAUAUUUUGUGGGGUUGUCAGGUUGCUAAGGAUGCCUGGAGCAUAUGUGGGAGGAAGAUUCAAAUAAGAAGUAUAGAGCACGAGAACUUUGUGGCCGUUAUAGAGACCCUCCUACAUGAAUUGAAGAAUAAAGAAGUGGAAUUUGUGGUGAUUGGGGAACGAAGAUUGUGGCUAUGUCAUAAUGUGGUGGUCCAUGGAGGAACUCUCAGCCACCUUUCCCUACUCGUAAGCAAUGCUUCAGAAUCCCUUGAGGCUUUUUGUAAUGCAAAUUCUUGUAUGAAGACAAGGGUAGAAGUGGAUCAUAAUACGAACCUUAAAUGUCUAGCCUCCUUAGAAGGUUUUCUUAAGGUCAAUAGGGAUGUAGCAGUAGAUAGGCGUACAAGGAAGAUGGCUACAAUGUUUGUGUCAAAUGGUUAUAUAAUUGAUCUUGGGAUUGCUGAAGCCAUAGUAGCAUUGAGAGCAACUAGUUUUUGUAGAGAGUCGAGCCACCAACAGGUUGUGCUGGAAGAUGACUCUCUUCAAGUGGUGCAUGCUUCGCGGAAAGAAGAUAGAAACUUAAGCAAAUAUGACCAUCUAAUUGAGGAGACCUGA
Alnus glutinosa is the source of this 762-nucleotide messenger RNA. RefSeq lists its product as uncharacterized. NCBI's taxonomy places the organism in Eukaryota, Viridiplantae, Streptophyta, Magnoliopsida, Fagales, Betulaceae. The coding region runs from base 1 to 762 and encodes 253 amino acids. The record is from RefSeq and is a predicted model, not a curated record. The transcript is spliced from 2 exons.